Molecule: messenger RNA, 1718 nt
Organism: Myotis lucifugus (little brown bat)
Lineage: Eukaryota; Metazoa; Chordata; Mammalia; Chiroptera; Vespertilionidae
Product: receptor for retinol uptake STRA6
Exons: 8
Coding region: 1-1137 (378 amino acids)
Biological process (GO): vitamin A import into cell
Cellular component (GO): plasma membrane
Molecular function (GO): signaling receptor activity; retinol transmembrane transporter activity
Source: RefSeq, a predicted model, not a curated record
AUGGGAGUGCCUGGUUCGGCACAGCCAGACCCUGGUGCUCUCAUUCUGGGGUUCUUCCAGGUGGCCCUGCUGCUGCUGGUGGGUGUGGUACCCACCAUCCAGAAAGUGAGGGCGGGGAUCACCACGGACGUCUCCUACCUGCUGGCCGGUUUUGGGAUUGUGCUCUCAGAGGACAGGCAGGAGGUGGUGGAGCUGGUGAAGUACCACCUGUGGGCUCUGGAAGUUUGCUACAUCUCAGCCUUGGUCCUGUCCUGCUCACUCACCUUCCUCAUGCUGACUCGCUCACUGGUGACACACAGGGCCAAUCUGCAAGCGCUACACCGAGGGGCUGCCCUGGACCUUGGCCCCCUGCCUCAGAGCCCUCACCCCUCUCGCCAGGCCAUAUUCUGUUGGAUGAACUUCAGUGCUUACCAGACUGCUUUUACCUGCCUUGGGCUCCUGACACAGCAGAUCAUCUUCUUCCUGGGGACCAUGGCCCUGGCCUUCCUGGUGUUUAUGCCCGUGCUCCAUGGCAGUAACCUUCUGCUCCUCCAAUCACUGGCGUCCUUGUGGCCUUUCUGGCUGACCUUGGCCCUGGCUGUAACUCUGCAGAACAUGGCAGCCCACUGGGUCUUUCUGAAGACUCACCAUGGAUGGCCAGAGCUGACCAACCGCUGCGCACUCUAUGCGGCCACCUUCCUUCUCUUCCCCAUCAACGUGCUGGUGGGCGUCAUGGUGGCCAUCUGGCGAGUGGUCCUCUCUGCCCUCUACAAUGCUGUCCACCUUGGUCAGAUGGACCUCAGCCUGCUGCCACCUAGAGCUGCCACUCUUGACCCUGGCUAUCGCACAUACUGCAACUUCUUGAAAAUUGAGGUCAACCAGUCGCAUCCAGCCAUGAUAGCCUUCUGUACCCUGCUCCUGCGAACACAGAAGCCCCAGCCCCAUCCGGCCCCCCAGGAUGGCCUCAGACUCGGAAUGGAAGAAGAAGGGAUCCAGCUGCUGCAGAUCAAUGACCCUGUGGCCAAGGGAACAGGGCCCAGAGCCCGCCAAGGCAGGGCUCGAUGGGGUCUGACCUACACGCUGCUGCACAACCCAGCCCUACAGACCUUCCGGAAGAGGGCCCUGUCAGGUGCCCGGGCCAAUGGCACCCAGCCCUGAGGGGGGAACGCCAAGGCAUGUGUCCCCAUCUGUGCGCUUGCUUCCCCUCUUCCCAGCCCAUCCCUUCCCUGGUUCUCCCAGCAUUGCCCCAGCCAUGGUAGGCUCUCUGCUUAGCACCAGCUCUGCCAGCAGAUCCCAGGAUCAGGAUCCCAGUGACCAGCCCCCGAGGCUGGAGGUCACUGCGGUUGUGUGGAGGUUGUCUACAUUGUGAGCCUUGAGAGAGGGCUCUAUUCUGCUCCCUUGGCCUUGGGAAGCUAAGGACUCUGAAGAAAGCAAUCAAUGGUUUAGGCCCUUGGUCCAGGAGCCAAUGGAGCCAGAAAAGCUACAUCCAGGUCCCUCCCCUCGCUGGCCCUGCUGCCAGCCUCCAGGGCCUCACUGAAGCCUUCUGCUGACCUGGAUUGGUGAUUCUAGCUGGGACAGCCUCGCUCCAGCAGCCCAGGAGAAAGCGAGUGGGCUCCUACUGGCAACAAAGUCAUAGCUCGCACAAGGCCCCACACCGAGCUGCCCACACUUGAGAGCUGAUAUUUUUGUAGUUGGUAUGCCUUUAGAUAUUAUAAAAGAGGUCAGUGUGCUCCCUGCGA